CUUCCUUUCUCUCUCACUCAGUCACUCUGCUUUUUGAAUUCGUUAACCCUUUUCAGUUCUGAGCAAAUCAAACGGAUACUUUGAUUUUAAAUCACAUGAAUUCACUUGGGUUUUCUUGGAUUUGUUUUAAUUUCUUGUUCUAGUUGUCAAUUCAAAACCAAUACGCCGUUGAAUUUUAGGGUUUUGUUUCUAGGGUUCCUUUCUUCUUUCUUUUCUUUUCCGGUUUUCUUGCUGCAUUGAGUGAUGUCGACGGUAACACACAAUCGGAAAGCUUCAGGAACGACGUCGUCACUUGCAAAGCGACAGGCGUCGGAGAAUGCCGUCGGGAAAUCAAUGGCUUUACCGCCUCACAUGGCCAAGAAACGUCCUGCUCUCGCUAACGUCACGAAUCAAAGACCCACCUCUCAUAACAUCUCAAAAAGCACAUCUAAUUUGAAGGGAUCUUCAAUUGUCAACAACAAUGGCGCCUCAUAUGGAAGUAUCUUCUCAUCAUCAACCGACGUGAAACCAACUGCUUCAACUAAGAGUAUACCUACAUCAAGAAAAGAUGCAAUCGUUCCUCCUGUUCAGUCAAAAAUGGACGUGUCUCCAUCUAAAUCCGACAUGGAUGAAACAAUGUCCACAUGUGAAUCUUUGAACAGCCCAGAUGUUGAAUACAUCGACAACAAUGACAUUGCAGCAAUGGAGUCAAUCGAGAGGAAAACAUGCAGUAAACUGAACAUCUCGGAUCAUACUGAAACAACAGGAACAGUAUGCAAGAGAGAGAUACUUAUGGAGAUGGGGACAAAUGACAAGAUUGUCGAUCUUGAUGUUGAUUUCAUGGAUCCACAGUUGUGUGCAACUAUGGCGUGUGACAUUUAUCAACACCUUAGAGCAUCCGAGGCAAAGAAAAGACCUUCAAUUGAUUUCAUGGAGAAAGUUCAGAAAGAUAUCAAUCCCAGCAUGCGUGCAAUCCUAAUAGACUGGCUUGUCGAGGUUGCAGAAGAGUACAGAUUGGUGCCCGAUACAUUGUAUUUGACUAUUAACUAUAUUGACCGAUAUCUUUCUGGCAAUUUGAUGGAUAGACAACGAUUGCAAUUGCUUGGAGUUGCUUGCAUGAUGAUUGCUUCGAAGUAUGAGGAGAUCUGUGCACCACAAGUGGAAGAAUUCUGCUACAUUACUGAUAAUACAUACUUCAAAGAUGAGGUGUUGCAAAUGGAAUCUUCGGUUCUAAAUUUCUUGAAGUUUGAAAUGACUGCCCCAACAUCGAGAUGUUUCUUGAGGCGAUUUGUUCGUGCUGCUCAAGGAGUAAAUGAGGCUCCUUCGAUGCAAUUAGAGUGUUUGGCAAGCUACAUAUCCGAGUUAUCUCUUCUCGAGUAUAACAUGCUCUGUUAUGCUCCUUCCCUUGUUGCUGCAUCAGCCAUCUUUUUAGCAAGAUUUGUACUUGUUCCAUCAAAGAAACCUUGGGAUUCGACAUUGAGGCAUUAUACUCGGUAUCAGCCAUCGGAUUUGAGUGAAUGUGUGAAGGCUCUGCAUACUCUUGUUUGUGAAUGCCCCAAUUCUAGUUUGCCAGCAAUCAGGGAAAAGUACAGUCAACAUAAGUACAAGUUUGUAGCGAAGAAGCAUUGUCCUAGGUCAAUACCGGUGGAGUAUUUUGAGAACAUUAGCAGCUAAGAAGGUGAAGGUGUGAUGACAGAGGCAGGAAGCAGAAGCAGUGGCAGGAGUCUUUUUUCCAAUGUUCUGUUGGAUAGAUCCAACCAACAUGCUACUUGUAAUUGUGUUCUACUAAUGCAAUGAAUAGAUGAAUGUUUUUUUU
Molecule: messenger RNA, 1795 nt
Organism: Lactuca virosa
Lineage: Eukaryota; Viridiplantae; Streptophyta; Magnoliopsida; Asterales; Asteraceae
Source: the annotation of a GenBank genome assembly